Messenger RNA from Saccostrea echinata, 2163 nucleotides. Its product is annotated as DNA ligase 1-like. The record is from RefSeq and is a predicted model, not a curated record. NCBI's taxonomy places the organism in Eukaryota, Metazoa, Mollusca, Bivalvia, Ostreida, Ostreidae. The coding region runs from base 49 to 1761 and encodes 570 amino acids. The transcript has 11 exons.
UCCCAAAGCAAGAAUGUAGAAAACGAUGUUGAGAAGUUGUUUCAACAAAUGAGAAAAAGAGAAAUAGAAAUAUUACUGAGAGCAGGGUUUCCUGAUACCAAAGACAAAAUCAAAAGUGCUAAUGACGACACUAAACCAAAGAGCAAAAGUGCUGAUGACAACACUAAACAACACUCACAAAGCAGAGCUUCUGGAGACGAUAUAAAAGAAAACUUUCAAGACAACAGUCCCAGGGAUGUGGAAGAGCUCUUCCAACAAAUGAGGGAGAAGGAAAUGGAUAUACUACGCAAAGCAGGAUUUCCAGAUACAAAACAACAGACUCGCAGCAAAAGUGUUGAAGAAGACAUUGAACAACUAUACCAGGACAAACUUGUUGGAAAAGACGAAAAAGAAAAUUCUCAGAGGGAAGGAACUGGAGAAGCUUCCAGACAACAAUCCCAAAGCAAGAAUGCAGAAAACGAUGUUGAGGAGUUGUUUCAACAAAUGAGGAAGAGAGAAAUAGAAAUAUUACUGAGAGCAGGGUUUCCUGAUACCAAGGACAAAAUCAAAAGUGCUGAUGACGACACUAAACCACAGAGCAAAAUCAAAACUGCUGAUGACGACACUAAACAACACCCUCAAAACAGAGCUUCUGGAGACGAUACAAAAGAAAACUUUCAAAGCAACAGUCCCAGGGAUGUUGAAGAGCUCUUCCAACAAAUGAGAAAGAAGGAAAUGGAUAUACUACGCAAAGCAGGAUUUCCAGAUACAAAACAACAAACUCGCAGCAAAAAUGUUGAAGAAGACAUUGAACAACUCUACCAGAGCAACCCUGUUGGAAAAGACGAUAAAGAAAAUUCUCAGAGGGAAGGAACUGGAGAAGCUUCAAAACAAGAAUCCCAAAGCAAGAAUGCAGAAAACGAUCUUGAGGAGUUGUUUCAACAAAUGAGGAAGAGAGAAAUAGAAAUAUUACUGAGAGCAGGGUUUCCUGAUACCAAAGACAAAAUCAAAAGCGCUUAUGACGACACUAAACAACAUCCACGAAACAAAACUUCUGGAGACGAUACAAAAGAAAACUUUCAAAGCAACAGUCCCAGGGAUGUUGAAGAGCUCUUCCAACAAAUGAGAAAGAAGGAAAUAGAUGUUCUACGAAAAGCAGGAUUUCCAGUUACAAAACAACAGUCUCGAAGCAAAAGUAUUGAAGAAGACAUCCAACAACGAUCCCAGAGUACACCUUUGGAAAAGGACGUUAAAGGAAAGUCCCAAAGCAAAGAAUCUGGAGAGGUUACAAGACAACAGUCCCAAAGCAAGAGUGUAGCAACCGAUGUUGAGGAGUUGUUUCAACAAAUGAGAAAAAGAGAAAUAGAAAUAUUACUGAGAGCAGGAUUUCCAGAUGCCAAAGAAACUGCUGAUGACGACACUAAACUACAGAACAAAAUCAAAACUGCUGAAAAAGAUUCAAAACAAGAACCCCGAGGAAUCAGUAAUGUUGAAGCUACAACACUGAAGGCUGAGAGUAAAAACGCAAAAAAUGACAAGGAGAAAAAAGAUGAUGAAACUCAUGGACCUGAAGAAAAUGAGCAGGCUGCUCACAGCUGUGACGUAAAUGAAGACGAGAGUAUCGGGUCCUUCACAGAACCUAUGUAUUGGUGCUGUAUCUGCAUUUACCGGAAGAGAGCACACAACAAGAAAAGAAAAGAUGAAAACAAUGAGAAAAGGCCAGGGCUUCUGAAAAGAUUUAGAAGAUUUGUACGCAGAACUUUCCACAUUGGGCAUGAGUAAACUGGAUAUGAUGACGAAGAAUCUAUUUUAUGAUGAUAUUAAUGAAGAUAAACGAUGAAGAUGAUGAUGAAAUUGAAGAUGAUUGUGAUGAAUCAUGUGAUGAUAAUUUUGAUGAUUAUUAUAAGCAUAUAAAACAUUUGUUCUUUUAUGUUUACAAUCACGUUGAUUGCCAUGCUCAAUAAGACUAAAAUGAAAUUUUCUUGCACUUUUAAGUGCAUUCCCGCUCCUUGCCAGAUGAACCGCAUGUCAAUGUCAUCCACAAGAUUACAGCAUGUUUCCUUCCCAAAUCAGCCAUGGGUUUUCGACGAUGAAGACUAUCAUAUUAUCACGAUAUUUGAUACUGUUCAGUGCUUUUUUAUUGGUUAAUAAGCUUUAAUGUUCUUUCCUAGUUUUCAUAAUAUA